This is a messenger RNA of Drosophila innubila, 1063 nucleotides long. RefSeq lists its product as uncharacterized. The record is from RefSeq and is a predicted model, not a curated record. NCBI's taxonomy places the organism in Eukaryota, Metazoa, Arthropoda, Insecta, Diptera, Drosophilidae. The transcript is spliced from 2 exons. Bases 166 to 786 code for a protein of 206 amino acids.
AUUAGGCUCAAACACGCGAAUACCAGAGUAGGGAUCAGAUCAGCAGACAACAGACACAGAGUUCAAGAAGCAGGCGGACAGCAGGCAACCAUAAAGCGAGUCGCCGAGGAGCAUCCACAGUUUUAUUUACUAUAAAAUCCAAGAGAAAGAGUCUUUUCUGAAGACAUGCAGACACAACAUGCGAUACUUGGAGCCGCCGUGCUGGGCAUGCUUCUGGCCUUUGGCUGCACGCUGCCCGUGCUGGAUGUUAGCUCGGGAAUAGACAAUGACACCAUCGAACAGCUGCAGGCCAGCGUCAAUGAUACCCCCAAGAAUCUUUAUGUAGUCAAGGCGGUCGUCUAUGAGAUUGGCAUUCUCACCGAGGUGGGCGACAAUGAGACGGACUUUGAGAGCCAGGAGCGUGUGGAUCUAACGUUCUACGAUGCCCACACCAAUCAGAGUCACAUCGAUCUGGGCAACAUUCCACUGCCCAUACAGACGAAUGUUACCGGCCAAGUUUUGACGGGCAUUGCCCCAGUUAACAUUGGUGCCUUUAGCAGUCCACAGGAGCUGCUGCAGACGUUGCCACUCACUGGCAGCAUUGUCAACAUAACGCACAGUGAUACCGCCUUCUAUCAGCUGACCAAGUCCAAUACAAGCGCCUUCGAGAAACCUCAACUGCUCAGCGAGGAUGCGUUAGCCAAAUUGACACAUGCCGCACAACUCUUCCCAUCAUCAGGGCCUUUAAGUGGCUUUGGCGCCUCCGCUGCGUCCAAUGAACUGGACUCGGAAUCUGACUCCAACUAGAAAACUUACCCAAAAUUAAUCGAAUUGAAAAUUAUAAACGUAAUGCAGUGCGUUGUGCUCCACAUAAUACUAUAAUUAAGCAUAGUUAACCUAGCUUUAAGUAGAACAGUAAAAGACUGGAUGAGGACGAGAUCGUUAGAACCAUAGAAAAGGCUAGAAAACACACAUUGACAUUGCCAUGGUCACAAUAUAAUCACAAGGUUAAAAUUUCGCUUUUUGUAUUGUAAAAAAAAAAAAAAUAUGAAAUAAAAAUCACAUUAGUACUAAGUAAAUGCAA